UUGAAAACAGUGUCGUGUAAGAGGUACAAAAUUUUAGUUUUACACAAAUAAAUAAAUAAAAAGGUUGGACGGAAAAAAGAGCGGAAUGGCACCGUGUAAACCAAUUUACAAUAUACAAAAAGUAGAGAGCAUUACAAUCAAUGGCUACCUAAACUUCUUGAACGAAUACAAAAAGCGAUUCUGCGGAAUUUCUCCACAGGACGUCAUACGUUUCGGAGCUAGAGAAUGGAACAAGUUGGCCCUCCAGGAAAAGGAACGGUUUACAAAUAUGAAAGAACCUGGGGACGUUAUGAAAAGUGCACUUCAAGUGUUUGAGAGUCAGUCCCAUGGGGACAGUCCCCAUCAAUCUGAACGUAGUCCAGUUCGAUCUCCUUAUGCCCGUGAGAGGAAUUCCAGGAAAAGAAAGAAGAGGAAGCUAUCCAAAUCAAUCAAAAACCAAGUCAAGAAGAAGGCCGGACCUCCUACUUUUCUGCCAAAGAAACGCGGCUUUAUACCCUUCAUGCGCAAGUUUCAAAGGAUUAAUAAGGACUUGCCGCCCAACGAUCUCUUGAAAGAGGCAACUCGUAUUUGGUGCCGUCUGCAUGGAAGUCAUAAAAAAAAUGUUGAGAGGCCACUUUGAAUUGUGAGAACUGAAUAGGAAACACUUUUAAAUUUUAGUGUAAAUAUAUGGGUAUUUCCAGGAGACUUUUAAAAUAAAAC
Molecule: messenger RNA, 699 nt
Organism: Drosophila suzukii
Lineage: Eukaryota; Metazoa; Arthropoda; Insecta; Diptera; Drosophilidae
Source: RefSeq, a predicted model, not a curated record